This is a messenger RNA of Talaromyces rugulosus, 1071 nucleotides long. RefSeq lists its product as uncharacterized. Bases 1 to 1071 code for a protein of 356 amino acids. NCBI's taxonomy places the organism in Eukaryota, Fungi, Ascomycota, Eurotiomycetes, Eurotiales, Trichocomaceae. The transcript has 2 exons. The record is from RefSeq and is a predicted model, not a curated record. Gene Ontology annotation, molecular function: oxidoreductase activity.
AUGGCGCAACCAAUCCCGAAAACCAGCAAGCAAUGGAGUGUCGUCCACCAGAAUGGCUUUGACGGCCUACAUUACUCGGAGCAGCCCAUCCCUGAACUGGGCGACAGCCAGGUUCUUGUCAAAAGUAUGUCUGUCUCUUGCUCCACGAAGCCUAUAAAUUAUCGCGACAUUAUUAUCCCUCGGGGUGAGUACCCAUGGUCGGUUAAACAGGAUGUUGUCCCAGGUUCCGAUGGAGCCGGGAUUGUGCUCGCAGUCGGCAAAGAUGUUACUCGCUUUCAGGCCGGUGACAAGGUCGUGACCAUGCUAAACCAGCUUCAUCUAAGCGGACCGGUGACCAGCCAGUCCACAAAGCAAGGCUUGGGCGGCUCGGUCGACGGCACCUUACGGUCAAUCGGCGCUUUUAAUGAGCAAGGACUGGUGGCCAUGCCGGAAAACCUGAGCUAUGUAGAGGCUGCAACGCUUACUUGCGCGGGACUCACGGCCUGGAAUGCUCUUUUUGGUCUGCCUAGCAAGCAGGUUACCGCAGGCCAAUGGGUUCUGACACAGGGCACUGGCGGGGUGAGUAUAUUUGCUCUUCAAUUCGCCAAGGCUGUUGGAGCCAAGGUGAUUGCGACUACCAGUUCGAGAGAGAAGGUCAAGUUUCUCGAAAAUUUGGGCGCUGAUCAUGUACUCAACUAUAAAGAGAACCCAGACUGGGGCUCUCUCGCGAAGACGCUCGCCGGCGGAGAAGGUGUUGAUCUCGUGGUUGAGGUUGCAGGGCCAACCACCAUGGCGCAGAGCGUGGCCAGCGUAAAGCUGGACGGUACUAUCAGCGUCAUUGGUUUUGUCGGUGGUGAAGGCAAAAAUGUGCCCAGUCUAUUAGAUACCUGGCUCAGCCUGUUCACUGCUCGGGGAUUGUGGGUUGGCAGUCGUGCUCAGAUGGAGGAUAUGUGCCGGGCUAUCACGGCGAACCCAGCCAAACUCCGUCCUGUCGUAGACUCGAAAAUCUUUACACUGGACCAGGUUAGAGAAGCAUAUGAGUACCUGGCAUCAGGGAGAAAUCUAGGCAAAGUCUGUAUCAAAAUCGAUUAG